AUGGCUGCCGCCAAAAUCGAUGGCACUGCCAUCGCGAAGAGUAUUCGCCAGGGUUUGAAGGAUGAGAUUGAGCAAAUUCAAGCGACAAACCCCAGAUUCAAGCCCAACCUGAACGCUAACAUGGAUGGUUCUAUGCAGUCGGCAAUCGCUCGGAUUCCAGUUGGCACAUAUGUGCGCAUGAAGCUGAAGGCUGCCCAGGAGGCCAAUAUCAUCUGCACUUUGAUUAACGUCCCCGAGUCGAGCACAGAGCUGGAGCUCAACCAAGAAAUCACCAAAGCCAAUAAUGACCCCGCGAUCCACGGCAUUCUGGUCCAAUUGCCCCUGCCGAGUCAUAUGUCUGAACAUGCCAUCACCUCGGCUGUUGCUGAUGAGAAGGACGUUGAUGGUUUCGGUGCAAUCAAUAUCGGCGAGCUGGCUAAGCGAGGAGGUCGUCCAUUGUUCACUCCCUGCACCCCCCUCGCGGUUAUGGAACUGCUCAAGGCAAGCGGCGUGAACCCCGCUGGCAAGGAGGCAGUGGUCCUGGGACGUAGUGAUAUCGUCGGCAGCCCGGUCAGCUAUCUGCUUAAGAACGCCGAUGCUACCGUUACCGUCUGCCACUCGAAGACACCUGAUAUCGCUCGCAUUGUGAAAACCGCUGACAUUGUUGUGGCGGCUAUCGGCCAGACCGAGUUCGUGAAGGGUGAAUGGCUAAAGCCCGGUGCCGUAGUCAUUGAUGUUGGUAUCAAUUACAAGCCCGAUGCUACAAAGAAGUCCGGCGAGCGACUUGUUGGUGAUGUGGAGUUCGAGUCUGCUUCCCAGGUGGCCUCGCAGAUCACUCCUGUCCCCGGUGGUGUUGGUCCCAUGACCGUGGCUAUGCUGUUAAAGAACGUGGUUGCUGCCUCCAAGGCCUACUUUGAGAAGCAGAAGGACCGCCGUGUCACUCCUCUCCCCAUUCGCCUGCAAAGCCCCGUGCCUUCCGAUAUUGCUAUCUCACGGGCGCAGUACCCCAAGCCCAUCACCCAGGUUGCCUCCGAGAUUGGUAUUGCCCCUCAUGAGUUGGAGCCCUAUGGCCACACCAAGGCCAAGAUUAGCCUCGAUGUGCUGGAUCGUCUCUCCCACCGUCGCAACGGAAAAUACAUUUUGGUCUGCGGUAUCACCCCCACCCCUCUCGGCGAGGGCAAGUCCACCACCACGUUGGGUCUGACUCAGGCCCUCGGUGCCCACCUGAACCGCAUUUCCUUUGCCAAUGUCCGACAGCCCAGUCAGGGUCCUACUUUCGGAAUUAAGGGUGGUGCUGCUGGUGGUGGCUACAGUCAAGUCAUUCCCAUGGACGAGUUCAAUCUCCACCUUACCGGAGAUAUCCACGCUAUCACAGCCGCGAACAACCUUCUCGCCGCGGCCAUCGAGACUCGAAUGUUCCACGAGUCCACUCAGAAGGAUGGACCUCUUUACAAGCGUCUUGUUCCCGCAAGCAAGGGCAAGCGCGAGUUCAAGCCUAUCAUGUUCCGCCGCCUGAAGAAGCUGGGCAUCGAGAAGACCAACCCAGAUGAUCUCACGGAGGAGGAAAUUACCCGCUUUGCUCGUCUAGAUAUCGACCCGGAGACCAUCACUUGGCGUCGCGUUCUCGAUGUCAAUGACCGCCACCUCCGCGGUAUUACUGUUGGUCAGGCUCCUACCGAGAAGGGUCUGUCCCGUGAGACUGGCUUCGACAUUUCCGUCGCUAGUGAGUGUAUGGCUAUUCUUGCCCUGAGCAACGACUUGGAAGAUAUGCGUGAGCGUUUGGGUCGUAUGGUGGUGGCUACGUCUAGAAAUGGUGACCCCGUGACUUGCGACGACAUUGGCGCCGGUGGUGCCCUCGCGGCCUUGAUGAAAGAUGCCAUUAAGCCUAACCUAAUGCAGAGUUUGGAAGGUACCCCUGUCAUGGUGCACGCCGGUCCUUUCGCCAACAUUAGUAUCGGUGCCAGCUCCGCUAUCGCCGAUAAGCUUGCCUUGAAGCUUGCUGGUACUGAGCCUGAGGAGGACCAUGAAGCCAAGACUGGUUUCGUAGUUACCGAGGCUGGCUUCGACUUUACAAUGGGUGGUGAGCGCUUCUUUAACAUCAAGUGCCGCUCCUCUGGUCUGUCCCCGGACACCGUUGUUAUUGUGGCCACUGUCCGUGCGCUGAAGGUUCACGGUGGGGGCCCCGAGAUCAAGCCCGGUGCCGCUCUGCCUGAAGUCUACCGCACUGAGAAUGUGGAUGUUCUCCGCAAGGGAUGCAUUAACCUCCGAAAGCACAUUGCCAAUGCCAAGCAGUACGGCAUUCCUGUCGUGGUCGCGAUCAACAAGUUCGAGACCGAUACCGAGGCUGAAAUUGCUGUCAUCAAGGAGGAGGCGAUCGCUGCUGGUGCGGAGGAUGCCGUCCCUGCCAACCACUGGGCUGAGGGUGGAGCCGGCGCCGUUGACUUGGCUAAGGCUGUUAUGACCGCCAGCUCUAAGGAGAAGAACUUCCAGCUUCUCUACAACCUGGAUGGUACUAUCCAGGAGCGGAUCGAGCGCAUUGGCCAAGCCAUGUACGGAGCCGAGAAGGUCGAAUUUAGCGAAUUGGCUCAGAAGAAGGUCGACACCUACACCAAGCAAGGAUUCUCCAACCUGCCGAUCUGUAUCGCCAAGACUCAGUACUCGCUCAGUCACGACCCAGCCCUCAAGGGUGCCCCCACUGGCUUCACUGUCCCGAUUCGGGAUGUCAGGUUGGCGGUUGGCGCUGGAUAUCUCUACGCCUUGGCCGCCGAUAUCCAAACUAUCCCCGGACUACCCACUGCCCCCGGCUACCUCAAUGUGGAUAUUGACACCGAGACUGGUGACAUCGAUGGAUUGUUCUAA
Molecule: messenger RNA, 2838 nt
Organism: Penicillium paradoxum
Lineage: Eukaryota; Fungi; Ascomycota; Eurotiomycetes; Eurotiales; Aspergillaceae
Product: C-1-tetrahydrofolate synthase
Exons: 5
Coding region: 1-2838 (945 amino acids)
Biological process (GO): tetrahydrofolate interconversion
Cellular component (GO): cytosol
Molecular function (GO): methenyltetrahydrofolate cyclohydrolase activity; formate-tetrahydrofolate ligase activity; methylenetetrahydrofolate dehydrogenase (NADP+) activity
Source: RefSeq, a predicted model, not a curated record